This is a messenger RNA of Capronia epimyces CBS 606.96, 1173 nucleotides long. RefSeq lists its product as uncharacterized. The record is from RefSeq and is a predicted model, not a curated record. The coding region runs from base 1 to 1173 and encodes 390 amino acids. Gene Ontology annotation, cellular component: nucleus. The transcript is spliced from 3 exons. Lineage: Eukaryota; Fungi; Ascomycota; Eurotiomycetes; Chaetothyriales; Herpotrichiellaceae.
AUGCCCCCUCGAAAACGCAAGGCCUCGUCCACUGCCAAAGCUGGAGCCGGCUCGGCCAAGAAAGUUCGCAUUGCCACCGUCGCCUCUGAUCUCCCCAGCACAUCUCCCGCCCUGUCUCCUUCUGGUCGGCCCAAAAGAACCUCAGUCGGGGAACCCAAAUACGACUUCACCCGGCGCCGCGGCACCGGCGGGAAGGUUGGUCGCCCGUCCCGCGCCGACAUAGCCGCGGCGCGCGCAGCUCAGGCCCAAACCCAACCCCCGAUCCCGGCAUCUCAUCCAAAGAGAGUUGGUAGACCGAAACGCUCUGGAACCGCUUCUCCUGCGAGUCAUGCCUCGACCCCCAAACCCGUUGCGAACCAGACGCCCAAGAAACGUGGAAGACCGCCCAAGGCCAAGCCCGACCCCAACGAUGUGCUGGCCAACGGAUCCGACUCUUCUACCGUUAAUGUGACCGCCAACGCCCGACCAAAGACAGUCGAUCUGGAGAACGUCGACCCCGACAUCCAGUACUGGCUGAUGAAGGCCGAACCGGAGUCUCGCUUCGAGAAAGGCCACGAUGUCAAAUUCUCCAUUGAUGAUCUGAUGGCGAGAACCGAACCUGAGCCGUGGGAUGGGGUCCGUAACCCAGUCGCACGCAAUAACAUGCGAGCUAUGCGAAAGGGCGACCUAGCUUUCUUCUACCAUUCGAAUUGUGCAAACCCAGGCAUUGUAGGAGUCAUGCGUAUAGUCGCUGAACACACCGUCGAUGAAUCCGCCUUCGAUCCCGACCAUCCUUACUACGAUCCCAAGUCUGACCGCUCCAAACCCAAGUGGGAAGUGGUGCACGUGGAAUUUGUUAAGAAAUUCGACCAGAUAAUCACCCUCAAGCGGUUGAAGUCCUUCUCCUUGCCUAGUGGGCGGUUGGAGAACAUGCAGACGCUGAGACAGAGUCGACUCAGUGUUUCUUCCGUCACCCCUGCUGAAUGGGAGUUCAUCCUAGAAUUGGCUGGGGAGCCAUUGUCGCUUGGUCACGGCGCAGGCAAAGACGGCUACGAGUCGGACGUUGAUGGGGAAGGCGAUGAGACAGCUGCCGACGCAGAUGUAGAUGUGGGUGCCGACACCGAUGCAGUCAAAGAAUUUUCUGGCAAAGACGACGACGACGACGUUGGAGUUGAAAAUGGGGUCGAGCUCUAG